This is a messenger RNA of Trichomonas vaginalis G3, 1464 nucleotides long. RefSeq names its product organellar and viral DNA polymerase type B. The record is from RefSeq and is a predicted model, not a curated record. Lineage: Eukaryota; Parabasalia; Trichomonadida; Trichomonadidae. The annotation marks the transcript as partial. Gene Ontology annotation, molecular function: nucleotide binding; DNA-directed DNA polymerase activity; DNA binding. The transcript has a single exon. Gene Ontology annotation, biological process: DNA replication.
AUGUAUAAUGAGAACCUUGAAGAAAUGAUUGACCUCACAUACAAUGAGCGUUAUUGCGCAAGGAUGAAGAAAGAUUGGAGUUCAGAGACGAAGAAAGACAUGAAGUUCCCAAGAGAACAUGUUUUCUUUGCUGACUUCGAAGCAUCAACUGAUGGAAACAUUCACAAAGCAUACAACAUUUGUUUCAUGGAAGAUGACGAUGAUGGUUAUACAUCAAUUUGGGGAAGUGACUGUGCGUCAAAAUUCCUCGAAGCUUUACCAGAUAAGAGUUUAGUUUAUUUCCACAACUUAUCGUACGAUGUCACUUUUCUCAUGUCUCAGUUAGAAGAGAUUACAGGAACUCCAAUCAUCAAAGGUUCACAAACGAUGCAGAUACAAGGAAAGUACAAAGGAAAACUUCUCUGCUUCAAAGACUCUUAUGCAAUCAUCUCAACUAAGUUGGAAAGAUUCCCUGAAAUGUUUCACCUCACUAGUGGUGAAAAAGAAGUUUUCCCAUAUAAUUACUACACGGAAGAGUUAGUUAAUACAACUAAAGUUGGUAACAUCGAUGAUGCCAUGAAUCAUGUCAAAGAUAUUGAAGCUUUUAAUGAGAACAUUGAGAAGAUUGAAGAUUGCAAGAUUGAUGAUGAACACUUUGACAUGGAAGUUUAUUCGUCAUUCUAUUGCGGUCAAGAUGUACGCAUUUUACGAGAUGGCUUUCUUAAGUUCCGCAAUGACCUCAUGACUGAGUUUGAAAUAGAUGCUUAUGAUUAUGUUUCAAUAAGUUCUAUCUCAAACAAACUCUUUGAGAAGAGAGUAUAUUGGAAGAACGGUAAUCUCUUUGAUCUUGCAGGAAAACCUCGUGAAUAUAUUUCCAAGUGUAUUCAAGGAGGAAGAUGCAUGCUAGCUGAGAACAAGAAGCAAUACAAUGAAGGAGAACUCAUCACUGACUUCGAUGCUGUAUCAUUGUAUCCAUCAGCAAUUGCUAGACUUUACUGUUUAGAAGGAAUUCCAAAAGUUAUGACAGAAGAGAUGAAGAGCAGUGAAUACUUGUUGGAGCAUCUCUUUGAUGAUGACCAAGCUGAACCAACAAAGGAAAAGUUCAUCUCAGGAUUUUACUGUCAGAUCGAGAUCUUGUCGAUCGGUAAGAACUCAGCAUUCCCAUUGAUUGUCGUCAAUCCUGACAUCAACCCUGACUUACAUGUUGCCAGAAGUUCCAAUACAUGCUGCAAGAUGUUCGUAGACCACAUUACGCUUCAAGAUCUGAUCAAGUUCCAAGAGAUCUCAUGCAAAGUCAUUGAUGGAUACUAUUAUGAUGGAAAAAGGGACAUGACAAUAAGGAAUGAAGUUAAGAAGCUCUUCGAAUUACGUGCUAAGUAUAAGAAGGAAGGUAAUCCGAUACAAGAGAUCAUCAAACUUCUUUUGAACAGUAUCUAUGGUAAGACGAUAUUAAAGCCCAUUGACAAAAAGAUUCGUUUCAUCAAG